AUGAUGAAACCAGCGUCAUUUAAACCCACUCUAAUCAUCCACGGCGGCGCCGGGAAUAUCCAACGCUCCAAACUCCCCCCAGACCUCUACGCCGCCCACCACGCCUCCCUCCAAUCCUAUCUCCGUUCAACACACGCCCUCCUCAAAAAUGGCAGCACAGCUCUGGACGCAGCCGUCCACGCCGUCUCGCUCCUAGAAGACGACCCUCUCUUCAACUGCGGCCGUGGAAGCGUCUUCACAACAGCCGGAACAAUCGAAAUGGAAGCCUCAGUAAUGGUGACAUCCCUCCAGCAAGACGCAACACAACCAGGCGCAAUCAAGCGCGGCGCAGGCGUGAUGGGCGUCCGUAAUGUGCGUCAUCCAAUCCGCCUCGCGCGUGAAUCGCUCCUUAGAGCGGGUGUCGCCGCUGAUGGAUCUCCUAUAGAUGACGGAGGGAGUAUGCAUUCACAGAUGGUUGGUCCGUAUGUUGAGACACUUGCUCGGGAAUGGGGGCUGGAGUUUUGUUCCGAUGAGUGGUUCUUUACGCAGAAGAGGUGGGAUGAGCAUAUGAGGGGUUUGAAAGGGGAGGAGGAGCCUGUUUCGUUGAGUCAGGGCACUGUCGGUUGUGUCUGUCUCGAUCAGUGGGGGAAUUUGGCUGUCGCCACUAGUACUGGUGGUUUGACGAAUAAGUUGCCUGGGAGAAUUGGUGAUACACCUACCUUGGGUGCUGGGUUCUGGGCUGAGGCCUGGGAUGAGAUCGUGUCGGGUGGUGGCGAGGCAGUGCCGGAAGAUCCCUCGAUGGGUGGUCUGCUACGCGACGCAAGGAAUUGGCUGGGGGAUUGUAUGCCGGUGUUUUUGCGAGAUCAGGCCUCAGCUAAUUACUCGUCCCUUUCCGUUGAUGCUUCCUCCCGGCUGCUGAACCUGGGGUCCGAGAAGGCUUGUCAUCCUUAUCAAUCACCUGCUCAAUACUCUCGUCGGCGGGCCGUUGCAGUCUCCGGAACUGGGAAUGGAGACUCGUUCCUUCGUGUUGCGGCUGCGCGCACCACUGCUGCAAUGCUACGGUUUUCUUCGCCUGGCAGCUUCCCUUCUGGCCUAGGCGAUGCAGUGACGGCUGUUUCUGGGCCUGGUGGUGAACUUCAACGUUCCGCUGGCUCCAGGUGGAAUAAUACUGGUGAGGGCGAAGGAGGUAUCAUUGGUAUAGAGGCAGAGCUUGCCCCUAUAAACGGGGCAUCGGAUGUCAAGCUACAUCGGGGCAAGGUCGUAUUUGACUUCAAUUGUGGUGGUAUGUGGCGUGCCUGGGUAGAGGAGGAUGCUGCUGGCAACGAAGUUGAGAGGAUUAUGGUCUUCCGAGAGCAAUAUCAGUAG
This is a messenger RNA of Penicillium egyptiacum, 1344 nucleotides long. NCBI's taxonomy places the organism in Eukaryota, Fungi, Ascomycota, Eurotiomycetes, Eurotiales, Aspergillaceae. The record is from the annotation of a GenBank genome assembly.